This is a messenger RNA of Diplodia corticola, 5178 nucleotides long. Its product is annotated as kinesin family protein. Gene Ontology annotation, molecular function: ATP binding; microtubule binding; microtubule motor activity. The record is from RefSeq and is a predicted model, not a curated record. Gene Ontology annotation, biological process: mitotic spindle organization; microtubule-based movement. Lineage: Eukaryota; Fungi; Ascomycota; Dothideomycetes; Botryosphaeriales; Botryosphaeriaceae. The transcript is spliced from 4 exons. The coding region runs from base 1 to 5178 and encodes 1725 amino acids.
AUGGAGAUAACAUCUCCGCCCGGCUCGCCAGCCAGCGGCAUCCAGCGCCCUCUGAGCGCCAUGAUGCGCCCAAACCGCUCCAGCAGCCGCAUGAGCGUGAGCAGCCGCGCCGGCGGCGGCAGCAGGGCAUCCGAUGAAGACAGCAAGACCGCCGUCAAAGUUGCCAUUCGCGUCCGCCCUCCGCUUAAGCCUGGCGAUCCCAACUAUGAGCUCAUCCCGCAAAGAUUUCGCAACAGCGCGUGCCAAGUCAACACUGACACCACGAUUGCCGUCGACUCGCAACAAGGAAAGAAGCUGUUCGUCUUCGAUCGCGUCUUCGGCGAGUCCGUGGACCAGGCCGGUGUCUGGGAAUAUCUGAGUGAAAGCGUGAAUGCUUUUGUGCAAGGAUACAAUGUCUCGAUUUUGGCAUAUGGCCAGUCCGGUGCGGGAAAGUCAUACACCAUGGGUACCUCGGGCCCGCAACAGCAGGCAAAUGAGGAGGCGAUGGGUGUCGUUCCUCGCGCUGCGAGAUUAUUAUUCGAAGUUUUAACAGGCCACUCCGCGCCCGGCGCCCCCGGCAGCUCCGGGCUUCGGGCGCCGACAAGAUACUCCACCAUGGGGCUCCCUGGCGCGGGUGCAAAGCCUGCGGAAAAAAAUUGGCAGUUGAAAGCCUCAUAUGUCGAGAUCUACAACGAGCAGCUCCGGGAUCUCUUGGUCCCAGCCGAUGUACCGCAAUAUGAACGUGCUCAAGUCACGAUCCGAGAGGAUCCCAAGGGCAGGAUUAUUUUAUCCGGUCUUCAGCAGAUGACCAUCAAUUCUAUCGACGACCUCCUCCAUGCCCUAAACUUUGGUUCCUCCAUUCGUCAAACGGACGCUACCGCGAUCAAUUCGCAGUCUUCCCGUUCGCAUGCCGUUUUCAGCUUGAACCUCGUCCAGAAGAAGAGCAAGUCUGCCACUGGGCAACUUUCGGUGCAAGACAAGCGGAGAUCAAUGCCGCUGGAAGCAAUGUCUGGCUCGGACAGCUGGGUGACGGUGGAUAGCAAGCUGCACUUCGUCGAUCUUGCGGGUAGUGAAAGGUUGAAAAAUACCGGCGCCGAGGGGGCAAGAGCGAGGGAAGGUAUCUCCAUCAACGCGGGUCUGGCAAGUUUAGGAAAGGUCAUCUCGCAGCUUUCGCAGAGAUCAGGGUCCCACGUCUCGUACAGAGACUCGAAGCUCACCCGCCUGCUCCAGGAUUCCCUCGGUGGCAAUGCCAUCACCUACAUGGUCGCCUGUGUCAACCCCGCCGAGUUCCAUUUGAGCGAGACUCUCAAUACCGUCCAGUACGCUCAGCGUGCUCGUGCAAUCCAGAGUAAACCGCAGAUUCAACAGAGCGCCGACGAGGGUGACGCGAAGGCCAUCAUUGAGCGUCUGCGGGCCGAGGUUUCCUUCUUGCGUGACCAGAUCCGGCUGUCGGAGCGCACUGGCCGCAAGGAAAGCACGCCAAAGGAAAGAGCAGAGAGGUCCGGUGAGCGCGAAAUCGAACUCCAAAACCAGCUUCUGGACAUUCAAGAAAACUACAACGCAUUGAGUCAACGCCACGCAAACUUCAUCGCCGAAUUCACCAAGGCCCGCGACGCUGACUCUUCAGACGCUUCCGGUCUUUCUGAUGCACUUGGAGAAACCGCCAUGGAAAGACUCAACCGUUCCAACUCAUUUGCCGAGGCCGUCCAGCAGGUGGUGAUGGAGUACGAGAAGACGAUCCAAAGCCUCGAAGGUUCCCUAUCGACUACGCGAUCCUCGCUUUCCACCAGCGAGAGCAGCCUGCUCGAGAAGGAGACUAAGAUUGCUUACAUGGAGAGCCUUAACCAGCAGCUGCAGACGCGCAUCCAAAAGUACGCGGACCGUGAGGCCAGCAACGAAAGCUACCUCAAAGACCUGGAGUCCAAGGUUGACGGCAUCACUUCUGGGGAGGAGAAGCAGACGGCCAUCAUCCAGGAUCUGCGAAAGGAGAUCAACAGGGCACGUGAGAAUGAGCAGAACUGCGAGGAGUACAUUUCCACUUUGGAAGAGCGCCUUGCCGAAGCUGAGCAGGACCACGAGCUGAUGCAAAGGGAGAUUGAGCGUCUGGAGCAUGUCAUAGAGCGCCAGCGCAGCAUUGGCAAGCUUGACAACCUUCUCUACGAACUCGACAACAUCAACAAAGAGAACAGGCCUGCCGAACACGCUCUGACUAACGGCCAUGCGAAGAGGACCAUCAAUGGGAACAUUGAGGAGGAGACCGAGGCCGAAGUCGAGCACGAGGUGGAACGCUCCGGGAGCCCAUCAGCCGCAUCUUCUGAACCGCAGACUCCCGACAAGAUCAAGGAGACCACGGUCGAGGUCGCGCCCUCGACCGAGGAGAUGCCCCAGAGCCCUGAGCAAACCAACUUCGUCAACGACAAGCUUGAGGCUGUGACGCAGGAACUUUUCGACCUUCGUGUUGAACACGAGACGACUGUUCAUGACUUUGACGACCUUCAAAGAAAAUACCAGGCCGCUUUAAACACCUUGUCCGAGCUUCAGGAGGCUGUGGACGAGGCCCGUACGUCUGACCAACGUACCUCUAUUUCUUCUGCUGGACCAGAUUCUUUUUUAGCGCACGCGGGGGUGAACGGGAUCAACGAGAUCAAAGAGGAUGGACAACCUUCAUCCUCGCGUACCUUAUCAUCGGAAUUGUCCUUGCUUGGGGAGUCUUCCAAUCCGAGAGACUCUAUCUAUACAUCGGCAACUUCUGAUGCUGAGACCGCUCUGAAGGGCUCUGAGGCAGAAGUUGCUGAAGAAGAAAGCGUUGUACCUCAUGACGACGCUCUCGCCCAAGAGAUGGAGAAGCUCAAGAAGUUACACGAGGAGAAGGAAGGGAACAUGGCCGAGCUGGCUCAACGUUACUCGCAGCUGGAGAAGGAUCAUCAAGAGACGCUCAAGUACGUCGACGAGUUGAAGGGCGAGGUACAGAAGGCUGUUCAGCUUGCUCGCCCCGACUCACCUACAGCACACGUCAUCCGCCGGAAGUCCAGCCAGAACAUCGUUGCCGUGGACCGCGCAAACCGUUCGUUUACCGCACUGCGGAACAUUGCUUUGGACCACCUGGAGGAAGAUCCGGAGACGAUCCAGGCUUUCGAAAUGAACCUGAACACCAUCAUGACGGACCUUCAUACCGCCAAGGAACGCGUUGUCGCGCUUGAGACCGACAUGGCCCAGGUUCGCAGGGAGAUGGAAGGCAAGAUGACAAUCAUUUCUGGUCUCACCCGUGAGAGAUCUAGUUUGAAGUCGUCUCCCCUUGACAUCACUGCGGUUGCUCAGAUGCGUGAUCAGCUUAUGGAGUCCGAAGCCCAAGUCAGGCAGAUGCAGGAGUCGCACUCUGCUCGUGAGCAGGAGCUUGUUGAGCAGAUUGAGAGCCUGAGGACCGCUCUGGGGUCACCUCGUUCUCCCUCGAUCAGAAUCAGCAACUCAGGCGAUGCCACUGAGUCCAGUCAGGAUAUGCCGGGAGAUUUCCCUGAGUCUCCUGGACCUGGUCUUAGCCCGAUGGUUUCGAGGGAUGAUCUUUCUCAAGACGAAGCUACUCAACAAAUUGCUGUUCUGCAGCGGGAAGUUGUCCAGUGGCAGACAAAGUACGACUCUACCAUCACUUCGAUGCGUGCGUCCGAGAACGAGCUUCAGGUCACCAUCAAGGAGCUCGAGGAGGCUUUGAGAAUCGCAGAGCAGCGCAUUGGCCAAUCUGAUGCUGCGGUCGCCGAUGUUGAAAGUCUCAAGAAGGAGAUUGACAGCCACAAGGCCGCCGCUGCAGCCAGUGCUGCCCGCUUGGAAGAGCUCGAAGAGUCUCACGCUAAGAUUCUGCACCAAGUCGAGUCAGAAACUGGCGACAAAGAGCUUACGGAGAGGGAAUUGAACACGCACCGUGGCUUGGUCGCUAACCUGGAGAGACAGCUCGAAGAGCACAAGGCUGCCGUUGCGCUUCACCAGCAGGGUCUGGACACUCUCCGCGAGACUCAUGCCGAGGAGAUUGAGCAGAUCAACAGCCGUCUUGAGACGCAGUUGGCUGAGCACCAAGAGGCUGCUGCCGCUCUGCAAGAGCAAAUCUUGAAGCUGCAGACUGAGCACGAUGCUGAGAUGGAGAAGUCGCGCCAAGGGAUGGUCACUCUCGUCCAGAGCAUCUCCGCGGCUCUUAACGAGGACACGGAUGCCACCAAUGUCCAAAGUCAAAUCGAGAAGCUCAUCCAUGAGCGGAAAGAGUUGCUUGAGAAGCACGACGCCGCUGCCACUGAGCUUGCUGCUGCGAGAGAAGAGUUGGAGAAGGCCCGGGCCGCCGUUGCCGACAUGGAGGGCAAGGUUGGCGAGUUGAAGAUGAUCAACGAGGAGACACUCAAAGAGCUUGAGAAGAUCAGCGACAAGGAGAGAAAGAGCUCUCGUCUCGUUGAGGAACUUGAGGAUCAGCUCAACUCUAACUACGACUCGCACCAGGCUGCUAACAACCGUCUGUCUGCUCUUCAGAUCGAGCGUCAAGUCCAGCUUGAGGAGGCCGUCACUGCCAAGGGUGACAUGGAGAAGGAGUUGGAGGACUCGAGGAAGAAGAUUGCCGAACUUGAGGCUCAACUCGGUGGCGCCAAGAGGUUUUCCAACCGUGAGUCCCUGGAUCCGCACUCGGCUCUCCAACGCUCCGACUCCAAGGACUCUGUCAAUCUGCGGAAGUCCGCUUCGCACACCAGCCUGCCGUCGCCGCCCCCGGCCAUUCCCUUGCCUCCUCUCCCUGGAUCGCCGCCGGCGUCUGCUGGACCCAAUGCGAUUCCCUCGUCGCCGCCCGCUUCAAGGCACCAGAGCAAGGACAUUGCUCAGGCGCAGCUUGUCGAGGACCAAGAGGCUCGUAUCCGAACCAUCGAGAAGCACCUGUUCGCGGAGAAGCAGCUUACCGCAACUCUGGAGGAGGCGCUUACCGACUUGGAGGCGUCUAGCACCAAGGUCAAGAACGAGAUGGAGACUUGGAAGAAGAAGUGCACUGGUCUCGAAGAGGAAAUCAACGUCAUGAAGCAGGAGCAGAGCAAGAACCGCUACUCGCUUCAGGCGGUCGAGGAAGAGCGCAACGCGCGCAUGAGGGUUGAAGCCGAGCGUGCCCACCUCGAAGCACGCAUGGCCGCAUUGAACCAGGCCAACAAAAAGAAGAAGAAGAGCGCGCUCAACUGCUUCUAA